This is a messenger RNA of Cucumis sativus (cucumber), 1141 nucleotides long. RefSeq names its product proteasome subunit alpha type-7. Gene Ontology annotation, biological process: ubiquitin-dependent protein catabolic process. NCBI's taxonomy places the organism in Eukaryota, Viridiplantae, Streptophyta, Magnoliopsida, Cucurbitales, Cucurbitaceae. The coding region runs from base 128 to 877 and encodes 249 amino acids. The record is from RefSeq and is a predicted model, not a curated record. Gene Ontology annotation, cellular component: proteasome core complex, alpha-subunit complex; proteasome core complex; nucleus. The transcript is spliced from 3 exons.
AAUAAUGUAAGAGAAAAAAGAAAGUGGGGGAAGAAAAGAGGUGGUGUGGUACCUUGUUGCUCAAGUUGGGAUUUCUCUCUAUAAUUUUCCUUGUGAAAGAGAAAGAAGGAGCUGAAGCAAGACAACAAUGGCUAGAUACGAUAGGGCAAUCACCGUCUUCUCCCCUGACGGCCAUUUGUUUCAAGUCGAAUACGCUCUCGAAGCUGUGCGCAAGGGUAACGCCGCCGUCGGUGUUCGUGGCACCGAUACUAUCGUCCUCGGUGUUGAGAAGAAGGCUACGCCUAAGCUUCAAGACUCCAGGUCUGUGAGAAAGAUUGUGAAUCUUGAUGACCAUAUUGCACUAGCCUGUGCUGGGCUCAAGGCCGAUGCACGUGUCUUGAUCAAUAGAGCUCGGAUUGAGUGUCAAAGCCAUCGGCUUACAGUUGAGGAUCCAGUAACUGUUGAGUAUAUUACUCGUUACAUUGCAGGUCUUCAACAGAAGUAUACCCAAAGUGGUGGAGUGCGACCAUUUGGCCUCUCAACCUUGAUUAUAGGUUUUGAUCCAUAUACUGGCGCUCCCUCCCUGUAUCAGACAGAUCCUUCUGGGACAUUUUCAGCUUGGAAAGCAAAUGCAACUGGUAGAAACUCGAAUUCAAUAAGGGAAUUCUUAGAGAAGAAUUAUAAGGAAACUUCUGGUCAGGAAACUGUGAAGCUUGCUAUCCGUGCAUUGCUUGAGGUUGUCGAGAGUGGUGGAAAGAACAUAGAGGUGGCGGUGAUGACAAAGGAGCAUGGACUACGACAAUUGGAAGAAGCAGAAAUUGAUGCUCUAGUUGCAGAAAUUGAAGCAGAAAAAGCAGCUGCUGAGGCUGCAAAAAAAGCUCCUCCCAAGGAAACAUGAUCCAAUUUCUUGCAUUUCUUCAGGCAUUUUUUAAUCUUUUAGUUUUAUAGUGUAACGAGUGGACCGUUCAAUCUUGUUCUGAACUUCAAAACUUGUUCCAUUUUGUUUAUGAUUGACACGAGGUGGGUGUAGCUGUAGCCUCUGAGAAAUGCCUGUUUAUUACCCUUCCAGCCUCUUUCGAUGAUCUGAUUUGUGUAUUGUUGUUGAGAUUAUUGUUUGGAUUUUACUCACAAAGAGCAUCCAUAUAUCAGUUGAAUUUUACCC